AUGUCUAUUAAUUCUACAAUAGAUCCAUUUUACAAGGCUUUAAUACUUUUUAAAUUUAAUAAAAUAAAUGAAUGUCAUGAAGUGUGUAAUAAUAUUUUAGAUAAAAAUCCUCUUGAUCAAGCAGUAUGGUCAUUAAAAUUAGGAUGUUUUACUGAAGAAACUUAUAUAGAUGAACUUGAAAAUGAUGAAAUUGGUAUGGUAGAUAUAUUUAUGGAUGAUAAUAUUAUUUCUAAAGAUGCUAGACCUGGAACAUCAUUUAAUAGACUUUUAACAUCAGCUUUAGGUACAUCUAAUCAGGCAAUAAGACCAAGAACGACAGCUGGAAGACCUAUUAGUGGAGUUGUUAGACCUCAAACUAUAGCAAGACCUGGUACUAUGGAAAGAGCUUUGAGAUCAUCAAGAACUACCAAAUCUUCUAGACCUGUUUCUUCAAGCAGUGUAAGACAAUUAAGAUUAGGAACAGCUUCUAUGAUAGCUCAAAAGGAAGGACCAUUUAUUAAUUUAGCCAGACUUAAUGUUGAUAAAUAUGCUUCAGACAAUAAUAUAAAUAAAUAUUUAUUUGAAUAUGUAUUUUAUCAUGAAGGUGAUAUGAAAAUAGCUCACCAAAUUGCAGCAACAGCAACAAAAAUAAAUGAAUAUAAUGAUUGGUAUUGGAAAAAUGCUUUGGGAAAAGUUUAUUUUAAACUUGGUAUGUUUAAAGAUUCAGAAAAACAAUUUAUAUCUUCAUUAAAAAAUUUUAAACAUGUUGAAACAUUUGCUUAUAUAGCAAAAGUUUAUACAAGAUUAGAUCAACCCAAUACAGCAAUUGAUCAUUUAAGAUAUGGUCUUCAAAUUUUUAGAGAGGAUGUCACCCUUCAAGUACAUUUGGCUAGAAUUUAUGAGCAAUUAGGAAACAUUAAACAAAGUAUAACAAUAUAUUCAGAUCUUCUUCGUUUAGAUGCAAGUAAUAUUGAAGCAAUUGCGUGUCUUGGAACACAUGCUUAUUAUAACGAACAACCUGAACAAGCACUAGGAUACUAUAGAAGAAUUCUUCAAAUGGGAGUAAAUAAUGCAACAUUAUUUAUGAACCUCGGUUUAUGCUGUUUUGCUGCACAACAACUUGAUCUAACUAUAGCUUGCAUUGAAAAAUCACUUUAUCUUGCUACAGAAGAUAUUUAUGCUGAUAUUUGGUACAAUGUUGGUUAUAUUGCUAAUUCUAAUGGUGAUCAAAUUUCGGCAGCUAGAUGCUACAGACUUGCCAUAGCUCAUAAUCCUGAUCAUGCUGAAAGUUACAACAAUCUUGGUGUUAUAUUUAUGAAGCAAGAAAAAUACGAUAAAGCAAAAAAUUUCUUAAAAGCAGCAAUUUCAAAAAAUGAAUUUCUUUAUGAACCACAUUUUAACUUAGCUUACAUUUAUUAUGAGACAGGAGAAUUUAUUCAGGCAUACAAAUAUGCUUCCACCUGCCUAGAGAUAUUUCCAACAUAUGCUUAUGCACUUCAAAUAAAAGAACAAAUAAGUGAAAUGAUAGAAACAACAAACAAUUCAUUUUGUCAAUAA
Molecule: messenger RNA, 1536 nt
Organism: Strongyloides ratti
Lineage: Eukaryota; Metazoa; Nematoda; Chromadorea; Rhabditida; Strongyloididae
Product: Tetratricopeptide repeat protein 8
Exons: 1
Coding region: 1-1536 (511 amino acids)
Biological process (GO): non-motile cilium assembly
Cellular component (GO): non-motile cilium; BBSome; ciliary basal body
Molecular function (GO): protein binding
Source: RefSeq, a predicted model, not a curated record